AUGGAGGAGGAGCACAGAGGACCUGAGAAUAGCGGUCACAAAAGCAAUGAUGCUUCAAUUAGCUUUAUAUCGACUGGCUCGGUGUACUCGGGAAAAGAAAGAUUCACUCAACGCACUCUGUCCCAUUUCAGGCCUAACAAGUUUUCCAUCCGGAGCAAUGCUCCCAGUGACUACUCGAGUCUGAGUGAUUCUCAGCUGCUCUUCGGCUCCCAGUUCUGCCCGGAGAACGUGCAGUCGGCAGCGGCACCGCUGGAGCUGGGCACACAGCUGGGACAGCACAACUCCCAGGACAGCGAGCCCAGUAUUUUUACUAAAUACCAAACAAAACCACAGUUAUUUGAUGAAGAUACAAGAGAAAAAGGCUUCCUUAAUUUCGGUGCAGGAAGAGGGAAAAGUGUCCUGGAAAAUUUUGAAGUGAAUAAGAACAAAAUAAAGGACAAAUAUGAUCGAGAGGUUUUAAGCACCUUUAUUUCCAGUAUCAACGACAGGCUUCAAGGGCUGCAAGUGUGCUUGGACAAGUUUGAAGAAAUGUUCAAUUCGAGAAACAAAUCCAUUUUGGUUCAUCUAGAAACCAUUUCCAAGACACUGCAAGAUGCUCUUCAAAGUCACAGUGACUUGGUGCUGAAAGCCCUGACAGAUAAAAGCCAAAUGGAGCAGGCGCUGCUGGAGAUGGAGAGGAGACUUGCAGCCAAAGACGUGGAGAUUUCAGAUGUGAAAUCCAGUGUCCAGCAGCUGAAGGAGAGCCUGGAGUCGCUGCCAGCUCAGCUGAGCGAUCAGCACCUGAAGCUGUGUGAAGAACUAGGCUCCCUGAAGCUCCCUAGUGCCUUAGCUGAGCUGCACACGUUGAUGUCCAGUGCCAGAGCUCCCCCUCGGAUGGCGGAUGACUCUUCUCAGACCUCCCCUGGCACAUGUCAGGGCUGUGCCUCACGUCAGGAGACAGAGCAUUGUCCGUGCUGCCAAGGCAGGGGGGAUUGCAGCACCUUGGGUCCAUCUCAGCACGGAGUCCUGCCCGUGGGGAGCCAGCCCACCGGGGACGGGACACCUGGGAGAGACCUCAGCACAGCUUCGGGAGGCAAAGUCAGCCCCUUUGCCAGAGCGGUGUGUGGCAGAGAAAAUACUUCUGUGCAGGAGGUGAGAUCUGUUCUGGGACCGCAGAGCUGUGCUACCCAUCCCUGUAUGUGCUGUGCUAACAGUCAGUUUCUUGGGGAGAGUCAGAAGAAACACUGCCCCGUACCGCAGGAAGUGUCUCUGCUAACUCCUCUGAGGAAGGUGAUCAGGAGAAGCACUACAGGAUUUAAAAAUGUGACACCAUCGCAACAGAGGCGGCCUCAAGUUUGCCACCUUUUUGUACAAAACAACAUGCCCGGGCAAAGAGACGGGAACUCAUCCACAGACCAUGAGCUGGAGAAUGUAGCUGUAGGGAACAAAGCAAAGCAGAAGUCAGGAAGGAUCCCUUGGAAUAAAAUAAUGGAGAGGAAGAAAACAUACCCCAGCAAGAGGAAAGGAGAGCUCUCUAGAUGUGCUGACGGUGGGCUGAAGCAAGUAAGGGCAAACAGGGUUAUUGCGUUGGGAAGCUCCAGAAAAAAAUGCUUUCCCAGAUACACCGUUGCUCUCAAUUUAGAAAACUCUAACCCGGUUUCUUCAGCUCCCAAUCAACAGAUGUUCAGCAGUGCUCAGCCGAGGCUUACAAAGAAUUUCCUACCUGUGCCAUGCUCCAAUAGAGGCGUGCAACAACUUGCAGACAAAACAAAGAGAAAUGUGGAAAACAAGAAAAGAGUGAUCGUUUCCAGUGCAAGGAGGAAUUUCUGGGAUUCCUCUCCCCAGGAGAAUGUAUUUUCCCUGUGCAGCACAACAGGUGGAAAGCAGAUGAGCUGCUCUUCAGGCUCCAAUAAGCCGUGUCCUGGCAAUGCGCUGCCCCAGCAGAGCACGGAAUGCUGCUCUUUAGUUUUUGAUAGCGAUUAUUCUGAUUGAGGGGGGUUUCGUUUGGUUUUCAGAGUCUUCAGUGCAGGCAUGGUCAUCUCAGUUGCAGUUUGUUCCUCCAGGUGCAUUACCUGCUCAGUCUCCUGAAUUUGAUCCCACGCAGGUGAGUGAGCUCCUGCUGGGACUGGCAAGAAGAGCUGAGUGACCCGUGUGCAUUGCAGCCCUUGGAAACAAGCAAGGCUCGUGCCUGGCAUGCUUUGACAAGUUACUGCCCACUUGGAGAUAUUGUCAGGGACUACGUGGGAGCUGAGGGAAGGUCUCCUAUGGCUUGGAAGGCUGAGUGGACCUGUAUUAUUUCAUCCCCUGCCACCAGCAGAAAUGCCUCGGGCUGUGGUUACUGCUGUAUUUACGCAGCAAAGAAGUGUCUGCGGAGACUUUCAGCGGGGAGGAACCAGCUGGCAGAUCACAGACACACCGCUGAUUCUCCUGCUGCCAGACCGAGCACUUAGAUCUGCUCCAAACUUUUCAUCUAGAUAUAUGGAAUAAUAUCUUUGCAGCUGGAGGCUUUAGCUCUGCUCUUCACUCGUAGUCUCCGUUUUGGUUUGUAUGUCUAACAGUUCAGAUUUUGAGCUCCCUAGGAAGUAGGGGGUAUUUUUCUGAUUGAUUUUGGUAAGGUUAAGAUUUGUCCCGAGAGUUGUUUCUGAGCUUUGGGCAGUUUAGCUGAGGAAAGCAGAAUCCCAGCAUCUCCGUUUGUUAAGUAUGGUGUUUCUUCUCCUUUUAGGCUGAAAUUUCUUGGUUUCAGGAAAAUCAGGAAAUUAUUAUUUAGUUUCUGUCAUAUUUGUCCCACGUAUCUCUUAACUAAUCAAGGACUUGCCCAACUUACACUUUCCAAAGAUGAUUCUCAGAAGCCAGAAGAAGUGACAUUCAAAUUCAACAGGUACAGUAAUCGAUGGAUAUUCCUCAUCCUUUAGAGACCUGUAAUUCUCUAGUUCGGACUCAUUCCAGACACACACAUUUUGAGUCAGAAAGGGCCAGCUGAUCACCUAACCUGACAUAUAUAGCAGCAGCCCCUGUUCCUGCAGAGCAAAUCCUCCCAGGAUAUCCAGCCAUGACUGUAAGUUUCCGCUGCUUCAAAUAUUUCUGUCACCUCUGAGCUUUGAUCUCUGCUGCUGGCAAAAGAAGCAUUUCGAUAUUGACAGAACAGGUCUAUUACUGUGAAUCCACACGGCCCAGUGCUGUCAUCCCAUGGGGAAAGGCUAGGACAGUUUCCCUGAGUUUAAUAAAGCCAUUGUUUCAGCACA
This is a messenger RNA of Cygnus atratus (black swan), 3221 nucleotides long. RefSeq names its product interactor of HORMAD1 1 (gene IHO1). The transcript is spliced from 8 exons. Bases 1 to 1971 code for a protein of 656 amino acids. Gene Ontology annotation, cellular component: condensed nuclear chromosome. Gene Ontology annotation, biological process: meiotic DNA double-strand break formation; DNA recombination; homologous chromosome pairing at meiosis. Lineage: Eukaryota; Metazoa; Chordata; Aves; Anseriformes; Anatidae. The record is from RefSeq and is a predicted model, not a curated record.